Molecule: messenger RNA, 1134 nt
Organism: Saccharomycodes ludwigii
Lineage: Eukaryota; Fungi; Ascomycota; Saccharomycetes; Saccharomycodales; Saccharomycodaceae
Gene: ARO2
Product: bifunctional chorismate synthase/riboflavin reductase [NAD(P)H] ARO2
Exons: 1
Coding region: 1-1134 (377 amino acids)
Biological process (GO): chorismate biosynthetic process; aromatic amino acid biosynthetic process
Cellular component (GO): cytosol
Molecular function (GO): FMN binding; chorismate synthase activity
Source: RefSeq, a predicted model, not a curated record
AUGUCUACAUUUGGUCGUUAUUUCCGUGUCACCACUUAUGGUGAGUCCCACUGUAAAUCAGUUGGAUGUAUAGUCGAUGGUGUUCCACCAGGAAUGGAAUUGACUGAAGCUGAUAUUCAACCACAAUUAAGUAGAAGAAGACCGGGUCAAUCUAAAUUAACUACUCCAAGAAAUGAAAAGGAUAAAGUUGAAAUCCAAAGUGGUACUGAAUUUGGUAAAACUUUAGGUACUCCAAUUGGUAUGCUAGUGAAAAAUGAAGACCAAAGACCACAUGAUUACAAUGAUAUGGACAAUUAUCCAAGACCAUCCCAUGCAGAUUAUACCUAUCUGGAAAAAUACGGCAUCAAAGCUUCUAGUGGCGGUGGUCGUUCUUCUGCUAGAGAAACUAUUGGCAGAGUUGCUGCCGGUGCCAUUGCUGAAAAAUUUUUACAUAAAGUUAGUAAUAUGGAAAUUGUUGCUUUUGUUACACAAGUUGGUGACGUUAAGAUGAACAGAGACCCAUUGGAUCCUAAAUUCCAACAUAUUUUAAACACCAUAACAAGGGAAAAAGUCGAUGCUACAGGCUUAAUUAGGUGCCCUGACCCAUCAACUGCUGGUGAAAUGAUUAAGGAGAUUGAAAAGUACAGAGGCAAUAAAGAUUCCAUUGGUGGUGUAGUCACUUGUGUCAUUAGAAAUAUUCCAACUGGGUUGGGUGAGCCUUGUUUUGACAAAUUAGAAGCAGUAUUGGCUCACGCCAUGCUAUCUAUUCCAGCUUCUAAAGGAUUUGAAAUUGGUUCUGGGUUCAACGGUGUUAGUUUGCCAGGAUCCAAACACAAUGACUUAUUUUAUUAUGAUGAAGAAGAACACAGGUUGAGAACAAAGACUAAUAAUAGUGGUGGUAUCCAAGGUGGUAUUAGCAAUGGUGAAAAUAUUUACUUUUCUGUUCCAUUCAAGAGUGCCGCAACUAUUUCUCAAGAACAACAUACUUCCACUUAUAAGGGUGAAGAUGGUGUUUUAGCCGCAAAAGGUAGACAUGAUCCGUGUGUUGUUCCAAGAGCUAUUCCGAUUGUUGAAGCUAUGGCUGCUUUAGUUAUGGCUGAUGCCGUUUUAAUUCAACAAUCCAGAGAAUACUCUAUUUCCUUGUUUAAGAAAUAA